AUGUCACCACUACGCUCCGUUCUCUCGACGGCCUCGCGAUCUCUGCUUUCUGCCCGCCAAGUCAUCCUCACCCCUCGCCGCUAUGAAGCUACCCACAAUGUGUCACGGUCAUUCUCGCAAUUGAGAGCAGUUUCAGCUCUCACUCAGAGUCGAUGGAGUCUAUUUCGUUCAAGCGUCGGUCAUAAUACUUCAACCGCGACCACCACAUAUAUACACUCGCAGAAAAGCGGAAUGAAAACCAGGUCGUCUGUGAAGAGACUCUGUGACGGUUGCAAGCCUGUGCGACGGAAGAACCGUGUCUACAUCAUCUGCUAA
Talaromyces atroroseus is the source of this 315-nucleotide messenger RNA. RefSeq lists its product as hypothetical. Bases 1 to 315 code for a protein of 104 amino acids. The transcript is spliced from 3 exons. The record is from RefSeq and is a predicted model, not a curated record. Gene Ontology annotation, cellular component: ribosome. Gene Ontology annotation, molecular function: structural constituent of ribosome. Gene Ontology annotation, biological process: translation. NCBI's taxonomy places the organism in Eukaryota, Fungi, Ascomycota, Eurotiomycetes, Eurotiales, Trichocomaceae.